AAUUCCAGACCGAUGGUCGAAUUGUAAUUAAGUCGGUGAAUGGUCGGUGGAAAUUGGAAACAAAAACCUCUCCCAGGAGUAGCUUGUUCAUUCUGUUUCAUCUCUCGCUCUCCUACUUCCAUCUCCAGCUCUAGCUCCAGCUCCAACUCCAACUCCAGCUCCAAACAUGCAGGCCAGUGAUAGGUUUAACAUCAAUUCCCAGCUUGAGCAUCUCCAAGCUAAGUACGUUGGAACUGGCCACGCCGAUUUAAAUCGAUUUGAGUGGGCGGUGAACAUCCAGCGUGAUAGCUAUGCAUCAUAUAUUGGCCAUUACCCCAUAUUGGCGUACUUCGCUAUUGCAGAAAAUGAGUCUAUUGGCAGAGAACGCUACAACUUUAUGCAGAAAAUGCUCUUGCCCUGUGGUCUCCCCCCAGAAAGGGAAGAUGAUUGAGAGUUCAGGCGAUGAAGUUAGAACUGAUUAAUUCUGGGAUCUUUAUGGGCUGUAAAUCUAGAGAUUUGUGAGAUUGAUGUUUGUUAAUUACAGUGAUGAGCACUGAAGUUGUGGUCUCAUUAUAUGUUUUUUGUGAACGUUCAGAAAAAUAUUAAUGUGGUUUCGCAUUUCUAAAA
Molecule: messenger RNA, 606 nt
Organism: Manihot esculenta (cassava)
Lineage: Eukaryota; Viridiplantae; Streptophyta; Magnoliopsida; Malpighiales; Euphorbiaceae
Exons: 4
Coding region: 167-430 (87 amino acids)
Biological process (GO): mRNA splicing, via spliceosome
Cellular component (GO): precatalytic spliceosome; U2 snRNP
Source: RefSeq, a predicted model, not a curated record